AUGGGGAAUGAAACCUGCAAUGAUCACGACCUGGUUGCCAUUUCGUUCUCCGUAACUCGGAUUGUAUCGAUUCUGGGGUGCAUCGGGUUGGAUUUUGUGAAGAACAUGUUCAAGCUGAUUGUUUUGUUAAGUGUUGCUCUAGUUGUGAGUGGUCAAACCAAACCUCCUUCCAAGUUUAAGGAAAUUCCGAUUGUUUCAUUGGAGAAUAUUCAGGAAGUGGAUGGAAAGUUUCGCUAUAGCUACGAAGGAGGUGAUGGAACUCGUGCAUCCCAGGAUGGCCAACAAAUCUUCGUGAAUAAUCACGCCGGAACUGCAACUCAGGGGCAGUACACAUAUCAAGGAGACGAUGGCAAAACCUACACAGUGUCUUACAUAGCCGAUGAAAACGGGUACCGGGCAUCAGCCGAUCAUCUGCCCACACCUCCCCCGGUUCCGGCUCCAAUUGCACGGGCCCUGGCAUUUCUCGCCACCCUUCCGCCGCAGCGGGAAAAUCAAAGGAAAUUUUAGUUUCCACCAGUACCGGAUCAAGUUCCUGUACGGCCGGGUGCUGCACCUGCAGAUGCAGAAGAUCAAGCGGAAGUUGCUACUGAAGCGGAUGAUCAAUUGUUGGGAGGGUAGACUG
Uranotaenia lowii is the source of this 622-nucleotide messenger RNA. RefSeq names its product endocuticle structural glycoprotein SgAbd-3-like. The transcript has 4 exons. Bases 1 to 507 code for a protein of 168 amino acids. Gene Ontology annotation, cellular component: chitin-based extracellular matrix. The record is from RefSeq and is a predicted model, not a curated record. Gene Ontology annotation, molecular function: structural constituent of chitin-based larval cuticle. NCBI's taxonomy places the organism in Eukaryota, Metazoa, Arthropoda, Insecta, Diptera, Culicidae.